AGGGGACCAGCGUCUUUAGGUCCAGAGUGGCGAGUAGGACACUGGGAAAGUAGGUGAUGGGACACAGCCAGUCCGGUGCCCCCACUCCCUCCUCUGUACGAGCAAGGUCACUCCUCCUAGCACCCCCCAGGCUGCUGGGUACUUCGGAGGGUCUUCCUGUCUACCCCCCGCCUCAGAUUGGGUCAGUUCUCAGCCGGCACUGACGAUGGUGGGCCAACACCCAGGCACUUGUGUGUGUGACCCCGUGAUCCUCUGAGUCUUCUGGGAGGUAGGUGCUGUCACCAUCCGUAUUUACAGGUGAGCAGAAAUAUAAAAGAAGCUAACACACACAGAGUCACCCAACUAGUAAGUAGAGAAGCUGGGGCUUGAGUGGGGGGACAGCCCAGCUGCCUGCAGGCGGAGAAAGAAGGUCCUGUUUAAAGAGACCUCUCCCCUCCGCCCCCAGACCUGUGCCCUCAGAGUCGAAAAUUUGCCCGAAAUAGAUCAAGUUAAGCCCAAGUCUCUGCCAUUGCUGGCCGUGAUGGGGGACUGGAGGACAGUCGGCACCUCACUUCUGGGUUGAUAGAGCACCCCAUGUGUGGAGACACAAGCCGUGGCCACUCAGUUCUUGCCCUGCUCCUGGACACCCCCAGCUUCUUCCAGGCUUUUGGGGCAGGAUGCGACAUGGGAACCGGCAUCACUUAGCACCUUUGGGUCUCUAGCAAGCUAAGCCCAGGGCCCCGGGCCAGCUCCCAGCUGGGAGUGCUCCCUCCCACUUGGCAUUGGGUGAAGCUCAGUGCUGAGUUGAGUCAGUGCCCCAAGCACAGCAGGUGUCCACGGAGCCGCCACCCCCGCUCCUGCAGCCACCUGUGGCCCACUUCUGCCUGCCCAUCCUUCCCACGCCCCGUCCUCCCCACUCUCUCGGCCCCUCUUAUAGGCACCCACAAAUAUUUAUUGAGCACCCUCUAUGUGCCUAAGGGCUGUGGGCACCCGGGAGACAAAAGCAGCCGACUCCCCUCCCGUCAGCGGGGUGAGGGCGCAGCUAGAUAAUAAGCAAGUGUGUGCAGAACACACAUGGCGUCAGAGGGGAACGGGGCUUCGGAAAACUAGUGUGCAGGGAAGGCAGCCAGGGUGAGCGCUCCGGGGACACGCCAUUUUGGAGAUGAAGAGGCAAAAAAGGCCUCUCCAUGAAGGUUGGUGGUGAGCGUGUUCCUACUGCUGCAGGCUCCUUGUCACGCCCUCCCAGGCCACGUCUGCCAGUGGCCAGUCGAGCUCUGCCAGGUGGGCAUCUCCACUCGGUGGGCAUCUCUGUCGGGUGGGCAUCUCUCCAAGGGGCAUCUCCAGCACAGGGAUGAGCCCAGCAUGUCAGCUCUGUGCUGCCUGCACAAGGGUGUGUGGGCCCCAGAUGACCCUGGGGCAUAUGUCAGGAAAGUCUUCUCCCUGGAAAAGGCACGGCACUUGCUCCUUGUUUCGGGGAGUGUGGGGUGCUGUCUGAAAGUUGCUGGCAACACAAAAGGGACAGACAGUGGCACGCUUUGUGUGCCUAGAGUUCGCUGUGCUUGGAGUGAGUUCUGAGGGGCCCUCUGUGAACGGGUGUGGUCAAGCCUUGAUGACUUGGGGCUUCCCCCUCUUCCACAGGGGUACCUGGUGAGUCUGCAAACCGUUAGUAUGGAGGUUCCAGGUUCCGAGCUUGCUGGGUGUGCCUGUCCAGGUCUGCCCCACUAACCCCCCCCCACCCCAGUCUGUGUUAGCAGUUUCCUGGCCACCGCGUCCCUCUGGCAGGCACAGGCCUCUCCAUGGCGUGCCCACUUCCAUCCACUUGUGUCCACUCAUGUCCACUCAGCUGCUCUGUCCUCCUGCCUGGGCAGCAUCCUGGUGCCCAAUCUCCUCAAGACAGGUCACCUGGCUUAAAUCCCUCUUCUUGUGUAUUGCCGAGGACCCCGCGAAAGAUGGGUCCUCCUGGAACCUUCAGUGCGACCUUACUUGGGAAAAGGGUCUUUGCAGAGGUGGCUGUGGUCUGGUAAGGGUCUCAAGGGAGGUCAUCCUGGAAGCGCCCUUGGAAGAGAAGGGAAGAACAUGGAGAGGACAGGAGUGGGCAGAGGCGGAGAUUGAAGCAGGGCAUCUUUUUCUGGCAACGCCCAAGCUGGAAGGGUUCUUUCCUAGAGCCUCCAGAAGGAGGUAGCACUGGCACACCCACAUUUCCAGUUUCUGGCCUCCAGAAUGGCAAGAGAACACUUUUCUGUUUUUUCCGGGCCCCUGGGUUGUGGUCAUUGGUCAGGGCAGCCCCGGGAGACAAAGACAAGUGUCUUCUCGCUGCCGGUUAGAGAAAGCUGACUCCACUGCACAGAACCUGGCCUGCCCCCGAGCUGGCUUCCACUCCUGGGAAGUCAGGGCUGUUUGCUGCCUCAAGCCCUUUGCAUUGGCUACUAUCCCUUCCAGAACAUUCUUCCUCUCUCAGCACGUUCAGCUUCUUCUCCGUCAAUGAUGUCUUGAAGAGACCUUUCCAGACCCCUCCCCCCAAAACACCACUCCCCAGGGAUUCCCUCCUGUUCCUGUCCUGCACAAGCUGACUUUCCUGCAUGUUUAGGUCAUCGGUUUGUCCUGUGUCACCCUGCUCUGCAGUGUCCCCUAAAAACCCAAUCAGUCUCGACAACACCAGCUCCCAGCAGCUGGUGCAGUGCCCAGCGCACAGUCAGCCCACAGUGUGCUUAUGCUGCAUUAGUAAAUAUAAGACUCUUUGUCAAUAAGGGCACGGCCAAGUCCUGCUCACUUUGUUCUUGACCCUCAGGAUGAUUUCUUGCUUUAAAGCAAUUUUUGCAGCUACCAUGACCUCAUUUAUUUUAUACAAUUGAGUUCAACUCUUGAUGUGCUGGGGGAUACCCGAUAGUCCCCAUAAACCAUUCAUGUAAACCUUCCUCUGGGUGUGAUCAUUAGAACCAAAACUGGCUUCUCUUAGGAGCAGUGAGCUCUCUGUCCAUGGGGGCAUGCAAGUUUUUGCAUAUGCUGACUUGUUUGGUCAUCAUGAUUUCCACGGACCUAGUGCAGUUUCUUCCCUCUGCUGCGCACCUCUAUCCCCUCACCUGCAAAUUCCCCGCCCCUCUCCCUUUUCCGGGCAUCCCUCUGAGCCUUUCAGCGAGACAAAUCAAAGUCCAUCUGAGAAAUCUGUGUGCUUCCACUGACACGUAUAAUUUUACAGGAUGAGAGUUUAUCAGACCUGAAUGUAUAUUUAGUGACAGGCUUGGCUAAUCUUUAAUCUAAUUACACUUAUUAACAUUUAAAUGUAUAAUCAUUAAUAUAUCUGGGCAUGGCGGUCUAAAUAUUUUAUAGAGAUCUUAAUUACAGGAGACGUCCAGUCUUGCCAUAAAAUUCGUGUGCCCCGACAAUUAAGGGGGUGGUGUCAGGUAGCUCGGGGCCCCGUCCAGAGUGGCAGCGAGAACCUGCUAUUUGCAGGGGGGCGGCAGUGGCGGGGCCUCCAGUUUUCUGGCGACACCCCAGACACAGCAGCUGACCAUUAGGGAACAUGAAGAAAUUGGACCACACCUAUUUCUUCUGGAAAGGGGAAGGGAAUGAAAGAUACCAUCACAAAACUCAAAAAUCAUUUUUGCUGCCAAGAGUUCAUCUGAGAAUGUGGCCCAGGUCUGUAGCCUCAGCAGCUGGUUAACAUUUGAUGCCAGGAAUAGGCCUGUCCCCCCAGACUGCACAGCUGGGUACCCACAGCCCCCAGCAGCUGUCCCCUCAUAGUGGCAGCUGUUCUCACACCUUGAAGCCUUCCAAAAUUAAGGCUCAUCUUAGCACUUCUCAGCCCUGAUUGUACCCUCGCCGCAGGGGAGGCAGAUCAAGACUCCUGCUGAGUCCCACGGUCCAUGAUCCACGUAAACUCAGCAUCCUGAGUCCGCGAGGUGGCCCAGCAGGUCCCCAAGGAGGACAGAGGCCACUGGGCUCCUCACCAAUCACGCCAAGGCCAGCGUCCACCUGGCCGUGCUGCACCGGCCACCUGCUCCUGCCACUUAGCAUCUGGGUCAGCCUCACUCAUCUUUGCCUCAGUUUCCUCAUUUGUAAACUGGGGGCAUGAAGAAAACAUUUGGUGAAAACGUAGAAAGCAUGGAACAGUCCCUGACUCCUGGUAAACGCUAUGUAAAUAACACUCAGUUGCUGCUGCUGCUGUUGUCACUGUCAUAUCACCACUGCCAUUGUCACUGUCAUCACCACCAUUGUCACCACCACCACCAUUUCCACAUUGUCAUGUCAUCACCACCAGCAUCACCAUCACCGUCACCACCACCAGCAUCACCAUCACUGUCAUCACCACCACCAGCAUCACCACCAUCAUUGUCAACUGUUAUCACUACCAUCAUCCCCAUCAUCAGGGCUGGGAAGGCCCAGCUGCCACCAUGUGACACCAUCUGGGCACCUUCAUGGAAGCCUCUCCUUAACCCUCACUAUAGUCGCAUGUGGAAGAUGCCUCUUUCUUUGUGCAGGAAGGAGUUGAACUUUGAACCCAGGACCAACCUCAAGGUCAUGUUCCGCCCCAGGAGUCAUGCAGAAUUCACAGCGAGGGCAGCUGCUCCCCUGGUCUAUACCUAGUGCUGGGCAUCCCCUGGUGAGGGCCACUUGCCCCCAGCUGACAAAAGCUGGUACGUACUGAGUAUGCCCCGUGCCAGACGCCAGCUGAGGGGGAUGUGUGUAUAAAGCCAGUCCUAGGAGGCAGGCGUUAUUUUUACAGCUUUUUAUUGAACUACAACAUACAUACCGGAAAGGCCCAGGCUACGGCUUGGUGAAUGGUCACAAAAUGAACACACCUGUGUGGCACCAGCACCCAGAUAACCUCCCUCCCGCUCCCCCUUCACGGGGCCAAGCAAGCUCCAUCCUCUUGUCUGAGAAUGACCUCAUUUGGCAACAUGAACCUUUAAAAAUAGUCCUCAUUGUGUGGGGGCGGGGGGAGUGACUGAUACUGUGUUUCCAGAAAUCUCCACCCCCACCCCACCCCCAAAUCUAGGGAAUGUCAGUAUUCAAGGCCCAUCCCCUGCCACUAUUUUUAGUGGUGAUUCGGAGGAAGGAAGACUUUUCCUGGACUCGCCUUCAAUGGCUGGAAAACAAACACCAGCCCCUUCCCACCUCCACCCUCCCACUUCCCUCGACAGGAAGUGGCGCCAGACUCCACACCCCAGGGCUUCCAGCCAUGAAAGCCGACCGGAAGCGCCUGAAGGGAGAGAAGACCGACCUGGUGAGCCAGAUGCAGCAGCUGUAUGCCACGCUGGAGAGCCGCGAGGAGCAGCUCCGGGACUUCAUUCGCAACUACGAGCAGCACCGCAAGGAGAGCGAGGACGCAGUCAAAGCCCUGGCGAAGGAGAAGGACCUGCUGGAGCGUGAGAAGUGGGAGCUGCGCCGCCAGGCCAAGGAGGCCACGGACCACGCGGCGGCCCUGCGCUCCCAGCUGGACCUCAAGGACAACCGGAUGAAGGAGCUGGAGGCCGAGCUGGCCAUGGCCAAGCAGUCCUUAGCGACGCUGACCAAGGACGUGCCCAAGCGGCACUCACUCGCCAUGCCGGGCGAGACGGUGCUCAACGGCAACCAGGAGUGGGUGGUGCAGGCAGACCUCCCGCUGACCGCAGCCAUCCGGCAGAGCCAACAGACCCUCUACCACUCGCACCCCCCCCACCCUGCAGACCGGCAAGCGGUCAGGGUGAGCCCCUGCCACUCGCGGCAGCCCUCCGUUAUCUCCGACGCGUCCGCCGCGGAAGGCGACCGGUCGUCCACGCCCAGCGACAUCAACUCCCCGCGACACCGGACGCACUCCCUCUGCAACGGCGACAGUCCCGGCCCAGUUCAGAAGAACCUGCACAAUCCCAUUGUACAGUCACUAGAGGAUCUUGAAGACCAAAAACGGAAAAAGAAGAAAGAGAAGAUGGGAUUUGGCUCCAUCUCCCGAGUCUUCGCCAGAGGGAAGCAGCGGAAGUCCCUCGACCCCGGCCUCUUUGAUGACUCCGAUAGCCAGUGCAGCCCCACGCGGCAGAGCCUCAGCCUGUCCGAGGGCGAGGAGCAGAUGGAUCGGCUGCAGCAGGUGGAGCUGGUCAGGACCACCCCCAUGUCCCACUGGAAGGCCGGCACCGUCCAAGCCUGGCUAGAGGUGGUCAUGGCCAUGCCCAUGUACGUGAAGGCCUGCGCGGAGAACGUGAAGAGUGGCAAGGUGCUGCUGAGUCUGAGCGACGAGGACCUGGAGCUGGGCCUGGGCGUGUGCAGCUCUCUGCACCGGCGCAAGCUGCGGCUGGCCAUCGAGGACUACCGCGACGCAGAGGCGGGCCGGAGCCUGUCCAGAGCCGCCGACCUGGACCAUCACUGGGUGGCCAAGGCCUGGCUGAACGACAUCGGCCUGUCCCAGUACUCCCAGGCCUUUCAGAACCACCUGGUGGACGGGCGGAUGCUGAACUCCCUGAUGAAGCGGGACCUGGAGAAGCACCUGAAUGUGUCCAAGAAGUUCCACCAGGUCAGCAUCCUGCUGGGGAUCGAGCUGCUGUACCAAGUGAACUUCAGCAGGGAGGCCCUUCAGGAGCGCCGGGCCCGUUGCGAGACACAGAACAUAGACCCGGUGGUCUGGACCAAUCAGCGGGUGCUCAAGUGGGUGCGGGAUAUUGACCUGAAGGAGUAUGCGGACAACCUCACCAAUAGCGGGGUCCAUGGUGCGGUGCUCGUGCUGGAGCCCACAUUCAAUGCCGAGGCCAUGGCCACCGCCCUGGGCAUCCCCAGCGGGAAGCACAUCCUCCGGAGACACCUGGCAGAGGAGAUGAGCGCCAUCUUCCAUCCAGCCAACUCCGCUGGCAUCCGAGAGGCUGAGCGUUUCGGGACGCCCCCAGGAAGGGCCUCCAGCAUCACCCGGGCGGGGAAAGAGGAGAACAGCAGCAGCAUCAAGUACAAGGCUGGCCGGCUGCCCCUGGGGAAGAUAGGCAGGGGCUUCAGCAGCAAAGACCCCGACUUCCACGACGACUACGGCUCUCUUCAAAACGAAGACUGCGGCGACGACGACCUCCAGGGCAGGCCGGAGCGGUGCCGGCUGGACGGCUACAACGGCCUGGAGGUCACCAACGUGUGAGGAGCCCUCGCCCCGCCGGACCCGCUCAGAGAGACCCAGGGAGGGGGGCAGGCGAUCGCCCCACUGUACAUAGUGACCUGAGGCGGGGCGCCUCUGCUUCCCGGCAGGCCCCUCAGACCGCGGCCGGCCAGACGGGAGCGCCAGGUCUGCCUGCGCUGGCAAGGGUCCGUCGCAGCGGCCACCCCUCCAGAGCCCAGGCCCCACCUCAGUGACUGUCAGCGUCGAGGAUCCCAGGUGGUCCCCGAAGCCUUGAACUGAGCAGCCAAGGGGAAAGAGGCCCCGAGUGCCCCUAAACACCCUCCCGGUCAGAGCAGGGGGGUCUCCAAUCAGACGAGCCGGGGCUGGGGAGGGACCGUGCAGAGCGAGCAAAGCCUGGGCCGCCCGUCGACGCGUGGCUCCUCCCGGCAGCCGGCUGGGGUCUGGGUCCCGCGCCCACGCCCCCCACCCCGUGACGGGGAACUUGGGUUCUGACGAGGGUCAUUGAGUCUCUCUUGAGAGAAUGCAAAAUGGGGAGGUCAUUUCCUUCCCCCCAAUAGCGUGGGCCCCAAGAGAGUGCACAUGUUGAGGAGCUGUUUGACCCUCCUCCUGGGAGCUGCUGCCCUGGGUAGGGGGCGGUGGGUGGUUCCUGCCGGGGUGAGGCGCCACUUCCCAGGAAAUGCAGGAAGCAGGAUGUUGUGACGAGCAUGUCAGGGGGGGACUGAGCUGGGGCCAGGACAGCCCUACCAGGUGUGGCAGUCGGUCUGGGAUGGGGUGAUGGAGACACUUCGCUGUGAUGUCUCAGCACACCGAAACCUAGGUGUGCUCCUCACGGCCUGGUCAAGAUCGAUGGCCCAGAUCAGUCUCUGAGGUGGCAGAGGGACCUUCCAGCCCUUUUCUUGACUCUGCGCUGUUUUGCUGUGUGACCUUUUCCCAGUGGCCUCACCUUUCUGUGCCUCAACAUCUUCCUCUGUAAUACUUGUGGUUCCCCCCCUCCCAGGACCUUGUGAGGAUUAACACUUGCUAAUGUCUGUAACACUUUGUAACCUCUCAGGAGACAGGUGGGAAGUUAGGGAUGGGAAGGGGGCAUCUAAUUUCCCUCUCACCACACAGAAAUGACAUUGCCCUGGUUUUCCAGCUUGGUUUUGGUCGGAGCAGUGUGCAAAAGGAGAACAAGAAAGGUUUACUAUUCCAACUCUCGAGAGCCCCCAAGGGUUUGACCAAGAGGAGAGAGAAAUCCCACAUGCACACCUUGAGGACCAGCUUUGACUUGGGUGUUCAGACUCAAGUUAACUGACCUGGAGGGAUGAUUGGGGCAGGACACAGUAGUCCUGCAUGCUCCUUACACCUCAGGCCUCGAAGCACAUCAGGUGUUGGGGUCACAAUGCUUAUUUCCAUUGAAGCCACUUGCAUGAAAGGUUUGACGGCAUGUGUCCGCCUCCGAGAACUGUCCAAGCCCAUGUUCUUCAUCCGACACACUGUCUCGCCUCCUGGGAAAAGCUUCAAUCCAGCACCAUGCACUUGAGGAUCUCUGCUCCCUGUGCAGGAGACCGUGAGCUGCUCUCGACCGUAGGGGCACAGCCUUCCUUGCCAUCGGAAGCCAUGUGUUCACACGUGGACACUGAAUGCCUGGCCGCCUGGAGACACAGUCCUGAGGUGCUGAGGGAGGAAGUCCGGUGCCGGAUUUGGCUUUGCAGGAGGCUCUGAGCCCGCCUCUGUGAUUGAGUCAGCCCCACACAGGGCCUGACACUACAGAACCCACAGCCCAAGGGGAGAGUAACCCCCUGCAAUUGGCUGCUGCUGGGCCUGCUCUCAGGCUGGGUGACCGGGACCCCAGGACCUGCCUCUUGGGAGGUGGUGCCCACGGGUGAGGAAGAUGGCAGGAGGGUGCCUGGAAGCGGGUCUGUUAUUUGAACCAACGGCCACCUGAGUUGUCAGUCAUGAAGCUCACGUCUCCUGGCCCCGUCCCACUGGGGACAAGCUGGGCGAGUGGACAGUGGGGAGAGGGCACUGGCAGUGACGGCAUGGCCCGAAACAUUGGCAGCAUUUGGUUGGCAGGUCUGGGACAGCCUGGAAUGUUCCUUCUGGUGCUCCCUCUGCUGGCAGUUUGGCCAACUUUGACGCUGGCUUUUCAACACGAGGACUAGUGGCUAAUAAGAGAACAUCCUUCACGCCCAGUCACAUGAGGUGAGCUUUGUCUGCUUCCAGGGGGGCAAAGCAGGGGUGGGGUGCAGAGAGACUUGGCAGAGAUCGGCAGAGGCUGGCAGAGCAGGAACCAUCUGGGUCGUGUCUUGUCCUGGUCCCGCGGGUGACACACAUCUGGCUGUGGGACACCCCGAUGUGCUUCUCUGGAUGGUGGUAUCGCCUGUGUCUACAAGGCCUUGGGAAGGGGUGGAAAGGUAGGGACAGGACAGGUAUAGAAGCUGGGGAGCAUCAGUGGGGACCUGCCCAGCGGACCCUCAGCUUUCUGGGCCCAGAGCUGCUGAAAGGCCCCUUUGUCCCUGGCUGAGCAGAGUCUUUCCCCCAGAUCUGUGCUGUUAGCAUCGCAGUUAGCGCCCCGGCCUGCAGGAGGCAGGAGACACCACAUGAGAACCUGGGCUGGAGAGAGGGUGGAGAGGAGCAGGGGAUCUGCACCACCCAGCCGGCAGUGGAAGACCCCAAAUGUUGAGGUCACCCAACAGGGCUGGGUCCAGCAGAGGGGGAUGGUAUGACCAGAUGUGGCUGCAGGGCCCACAUAACCCUAUUUCUCCAAGCCCAGGGCUCCCACCCAAACCCCAUGUUCUGGCCACCAUCACAUCCACUCCGCUCUUUGAGGCCCCGGCAGGCUCCUGGCAGGUGAGUGGCGGGAGCAAGGAUCUGACUGGAAGAGCGCCUUUGAUGUGAUCUUCUAGAAUUUCCUGAGCCCAAACACAAAGGCAGUUGGCUGCACAGGAAACCAGUUGGGCAGGAGCAAAGAUGGUGUCCCUGGCCUUUAGUAGCUGGUCGAGUCUGGAAUGUCUCCCCCAACGUGAUUUUAACACUGUAACACAAAUAAUAAACACUACUGCAC
Molecule: messenger RNA, 10091 nt
Organism: Talpa occidentalis (Iberian mole)
Lineage: Eukaryota; Metazoa; Chordata; Mammalia; Eulipotyphla; Talpidae
Gene: KAZN
Product: kazrin, periplakin interacting protein
Exons: 14
Coding region: 4979-7066 (695 amino acids)
Molecular function (GO): protein binding
Source: RefSeq, a predicted model, not a curated record